Trifolium pratense (red clover) is the source of this 771-nucleotide messenger RNA. RefSeq lists its product as uncharacterized. The coding region runs from base 1 to 771 and encodes 256 amino acids. The record is from RefSeq and is a predicted model, not a curated record. NCBI's taxonomy places the organism in Eukaryota, Viridiplantae, Streptophyta, Magnoliopsida, Fabales, Fabaceae. The transcript is spliced from 7 exons.
AUGGCGAAAGUUUGCAAGACAUUCGAUAGUGUUGUCGAUUUAGUUCCUGGCAAAGAUUCAAUUCGUAUCAAGGUUCGCGUUCUUCGUUUGUGGAAGGUGUCUGCUUUCCUCAAUCCAUCUGAAACCAGUUCAAUUGAGAUGGUGUUGGUUGAUGAAAAGGGCGGGAAGAUACAUGCUUCCAUUAAGAAGCAGUUCUUAUACAUGUUCCAGUCUAAGAUUGAGGAAGGAGAGGUUUAUAAGAUGUCUUAUUUUUCAGUUAAUCCUCAAAUUGAUUCGGAUAUUGGUGAAUAUGCUCUAAGUCUCAUAUCAUUGGCUGAAGUUCGUAGUCAUGUCAUUGACUAUGAGUUUUUGGUUGAUGUCAUUGGUUUGUUGACUGGAAUUUAUGCUGAGAGGGAAUAUGUGAGGGAUGGAAAGAUAACUAAGAUGGUUGUAUUGGAGCUCACUGAUGAAGAAAAUGUAGUUAGAUUUGAUUGCUUAGUUUUGAAGGGUAAGUGUGAGUGUGCUUUGUUUGGUGACUAUGCUGAUGAUAUCACUAAGAAAUUGGGUAAGGGUCCUGGUGGAAUACCUGUUGUGAUUGUUCGCACUGCAGCGGAGGAUUGUGUUAAAACUAUUGAAGAAAUUGAAAUCAAAGACAUUGUUCCUGAUCAAUGGUUCCUUAAACCCAAGAAUGUUGUUAACUAUAGGAAGCGCAAGAACAAUGUUUCGUAUGGUCAUUCUGGAAAUAUGAAACGCAAGAAGCAUUCCAAGAAUGGAAAAGUUAAAUUUAUCUAG